AUGUCAGAAAACCAUAAAUUAAAAUCAGACAAUGAAGAUUUUUGCAAUUGGGAAACAUUAUAUAAAAAUGUAUUAAACUAUUACAAUAUAAAAUUCAUAUCAGAAUCACGACAAACAAUUGCAGAGAUUUUUGAAAGCGAUUUGCUUUCGAAUAAUCUCGAAAUUCAAAACUUGAAAUGUCGUGGAAUUAUUUUAAUAGCUGCAAGACGAUUUGAAGUCAAACGAGGAUGUCAAAUUUCUAUUGAUUAUAAAGAAGAGAAGCAUUUUCAAUUAUUGAUAUAUGCUAUGGAGAUGCCAUCAGAACUUAAAAUCAUUAAAAGUAAAGAAACCGAUCAUCUCAAAUUUAAAAUCAAUAGUCCAAAUCUUGGUGGAUUAAUUUCUUUGCACAACGGAGAAUUUAAAAAUAUACCUAUUUUUGAUAGUGUGAUUCUUAAAAAACAAUCAUUCAUCAAAUUAUUGCGAUUUUCUCUACAAAUCGCAGUUGCUUUAUUUUACGAUAAUCGCGAAAUUACACGAUCAAUUCUUAUAUGGAUUAUUACAAUUAGUGAACAAUUGAAAGGCAAAGAGGAAAAAGAAUUUGAAGUGGCAAAAAAGGUAUACAAUUAUGCAUCAAGAAUGCUUGAACAAUUAAAUGCUUUCAUUGAAAGGGAGGAAAGUGGAUUUACUUUGGUUCCUCAACUUGAUAUGAAAAGUUACAAAGAACAUCUUAAUCAUUUAAUGAAGUUUGCAAAAGACUAUGAAAACCAAUAUAAAGAUAUUCUAAAACAAGAGCAUAUUGAUAAACAAAAGAUAGAAAAGUUGAAAGAUAAGCUACAGGAAACUAAGGAUAUAGCCGAAGUGCAUGAAUUUUUAGAAGAAGUGGAAAAAAAGCAAUUUGAACUAUCACAUAAUGUGAGGGAAGAAAUUGAAAAUAAGAUUCAGGAAGGAAAAAACCAUGCAGUAAAUGCAUACAAGGAACUGAAAAAAGGAAUUGACGAUUGGUUGAAAGAUCAGAAACUUGCUGCACUGAAAGAACUAUUCUUUGCUGUUCUUGGAUUACCUUUAAGUAUCGGUAAAGUUUUUAUCCAGCCUGGAGGUGUACUUAAUUUGGUUGAUACAAUAAAAAAAGUAUCCAAUUCACUUAACAAUGUCUUAAAUAAUAAGGAAGGAAUUAAGGACUUGAUUAACAUAACUAACGAUGAAGAUAUAAAAAAGGACAUAUAUCUAUUUAAGGAACUAAAUAAUAGAGUUAACGAAAUUAAAAAGAUUAAAAAUGAACUAGAAGCCAGUCACAAUAAGGCUGUCAACGUAUGUAAUUCUACAGAGGAAAUAAAUCAAAAACUCAAAUUAUUUGCGAAUACCGAAAAUCUUGACAAAAGACUUGAAACGGAUCCAGAAGGACACAUUUUAAAUCUCCAUUGGGAACCAAUUAAGAAUAACAUUAACAAGCUGCGUGAAUUUAUAAAACCAAUCGAGCAAAAUAUUAAAGGUGCAGAAGAAUACUUUAAUUCUUCAACAGAGUUUAUCAGUUUUAUUGACACAUACAUUAAAGCCAAAAUUGAUGGAAACAAAAGAUCUAUAGAACUUUCACGAAUUCAGGAGCAAGUAGAAAAAGACAAUAGAAUAAAAGAACGGCUUGAACAAAGGAUCGAAUCAAAAAUCAAAUCACAAAAUGACGAAAUUAAACUUCUAUUAUUCGAGCACCUCAUCAAUAUUAAAUAUUCUAUGACUCUAUUCAUGGACAAAUAUCGAUGUGCUUACGAAUAUCGGUAUCUAUCUAAAUCCAAUUUGAAACUUUCACUUAUUAAAGAAUUUAAUGAAGACGAUAUCAAUAAAAUGAUUAAAGAUAUCGAAAAUGUCUCUAAUAGUAGACCUCAGGAAAAACGGCCUCCUGCUAUUGAAUUUAAAGGAGAAUAUGUUGAUAAAUUUAAACAAAAUAAAUCCGUUAAAGUUGAUAUUACACCGGAUAAUGAUAAAUUAAAUGAUUAUGCACAUCUAAGGCUUCAUGCAUUUAGAGUAUAUUUAAAAGGUGUUGGAACUACAGGCGAGCUAAUUAAACUUUACAUUAGUCAUUUUAACGAUUUUUAUGACAGGGAUAAAGAAAAUCAAAUACAUCAAUUUAAAUUAAAAGGUGAAAAAAAAGGAUUCGAAUACAGAGUAUAUGAAGAUUAUUCUCCUAAUAAAAUAGACGAAAGUUACAUAGAACUAGAUAAUCUUUAUUAUGAUGAAAAGGAUAAAAAUUAUUAUUUUACUCCAACACCAUUCAGUCAAUGGGAAAUUAGUCUUAAGACAACAAAUACUGAUCUGUCCGCAUUGGAAUCGAUUAAUAUCCAUUUGGUAGCAUAUGUUUCUGUGAUCUAG
Messenger RNA from Cetraspora pellucida, 2340 nucleotides. The record is from the annotation of a GenBank genome assembly. Lineage: Eukaryota; Fungi; Glomeromycota; Glomeromycetes; Diversisporales; Gigasporaceae.